CAAGGCGGUCACCUCCGCGCGCCGCUAUCACUGCGCGUAGCGCACCUGGCGCUGCCGCUAGUCGCCAUCCCCCUCACCUUCAUGCCGGGACGGAGCGGCUCCGUCCGCCAGACGGGGCCGCUCAGCCGCAUGAUGUCGGGCCUGCACUUGAGCACAGGCUCGCGUGAGGGUGCAAAGGCAGCCACCGCCGUCAGCGGCUCCGCUACUGUUGUCACGCAGUCGGCUCGCACGCAAAAUGGGACAAUGAGUCGUGCUCUGAAGGGCGAGGCGGCGGAUACGAACGAUGAGCGAUACAUGCGCCUGAAGCCUGACCACCCCGGGCUGCGGAGAAUAAACGAGCGGCCUCCAAUCUAUGUGUGUGAUGACUUCUUGAGCGACGACGAGUGCGCCGCUUUGAUGCAGGUGGCCACGCCGCUGCUGCAGCGCUCCAAGACGCACGCGGUCGCCGGCUCCGAGGCGACGCGCGGGCGGACGUCGCUGACGUGCCACCUGUCCAAGAAGGCGGACCCGUGCCCCGCCCUCCUCUCCAAGAUCCAGGCGCUCACCGGCAAGCCCUUCGACCACAUGGAGCUGCCGCAGGUCGCGCGCUACACCGAGGGGCAGCGGUACGUCGAGCACUACGACGGCGUCGACCCGCACACGACGGCGGGCAAGGCGUUUUGCGCGAGCGGCGGGCAGCGGAUCGGGACGGUGCUGAUGUACCUCAACGUGCCCGAGGGCGGGGGCGGCACCUUCUUCCGGCGGCUCAACCUCGAGAUCAAGCCGAAGAAGGGGAUGGCGGUCAUCUUCUUCCCCGGCUUCCUCAACGGCGAGCUCGACCUCGACGCGCUGCACGCGGGGCUGCCUCCCGUCGGCACAAAGUGGGUCUCGCAGGUCUGGAUCCGCCAGUCCUUCCGCGAGGACGGACAGCCGCCGCUGCACGAGGGCAUGUACCGCGGGCACUGCCUGGCGGGCGACGACGUGCACGUCGCCUGCAUGACCUUCGCCGAGGCCAAGGCGUGGGCCGCGGCGCACCCGGGCGUCGCCGGCUUCACAUUCCAGCACCCGGAGCGAGAGCCUGCGGUGCCGGUGCGCGUCUGGUUCAAGUCGCGCAUGGCGGUGCUCUACAACGAGGAGUGGUGGUCGUGCUCGGUCGGGCAGUAG
Molecule: messenger RNA, 1143 nt
Organism: Emiliania huxleyi CCMP1516
Lineage: Eukaryota; Haptophyta; Isochrysidales; Noelaerhabdaceae
Exons: 4
Coding region: 82-1143 (353 amino acids)
Biological process (GO): peptidyl-proline hydroxylation to 4-hydroxy-L-proline
Cellular component (GO): endoplasmic reticulum
Molecular function (GO): procollagen-proline 4-dioxygenase activity; L-ascorbic acid binding; iron ion binding
Source: RefSeq, a predicted model, not a curated record